GUGCAGUGUAUGGUGCUAACAUUAAAUUGGCAAGCAAAAUCGGGCAGAAUGUACUGUAUUAUUAAUUUUGUGUUAACCUCACAUGUGCAUUUAUCUCAUCACACUGGGAAGCAAUCUAGGGAGCUCACGAUGAGUCAUAGUGUUAUAUUUAGUGCUAUCGCGAAUAGGACGAUCAUGCAUGCUGAUCUGACCAUGCAUAUCGCUGCUCCCGGAGUCUCAAUUUGAAGCUACCUGAAGUUCUGUUUUGAAUGUGCCCUCGUGACGGGUGUGAAGCAUGCGCAUACGGACUAUAUUCGAACUGGUUCGUUUCGAACGAUCCAGUACAAAAAAUGUUCUCCAGUUUAAGGAAAAUCGUACAGGUCCUAUUAGAAUCAAAGAAAAUGACGCUAAGGAUUGCAGUACUGCUGGGUCUAUUAGGCCUCAUACUACUGACGCUUGCCGGUGUGAUUUGGAGCAUUGAAACGUUUACCGAGUGGUUGCUCCAAACGGGCACUAUUUCCUGGUUUCUUUCGUUUUUCCCGAAUCUCUUCACCAGAGUUGCGAUUGCUGCCGUUAAAGCCAUUCUGCUGCACUGGAUACCUAGCAGCCUCGUGUGGACAAUAAUUCAUGUCAAGUUACAAAGCAUUACAUUUUCGCACGUCCCAAACACCUCUACACUGGUGCUUGCCUUUGAAGAAAUCGUAUCCAUCUACCAAGACAUCACUACCAACGUAAGGUCGCUGACGAUUACGUUAGACAUCAGCUCAAACGUAUCACCAUGGAUCAUAAUAUCGAUCGUCGAGCCGUAUAUUUGCAAGAGUAUCUCCAACAGAAACACUGCACCCACACAGCCAACCGACUCAGCACCCGCUAGCGAACCUAAACCAAUCGAACCUCACUCAUGGCUGAGCACACUGCUGAACUACGAAAAUGGUGGCCUGUUGCAGGUUUUAUUGCGGAACGUAAAAUUCUGCGCGACGGACGGCACCAUGCGUGUGGUCGAUAGGACAAAGUCGUUCGAGUUUUAUGUUGAUGCUCAGGUGCAAGAGUUCGGACUACGGGAACAUCGAUCCAUCUCUGAAGAACUUACGUACACCAACGAUUAUAAGCUGCUGUACGUGAAAAAGUUAAACGCUAAGAUUUUUGUCAAAUCGGAUGCCAGUGCAACACUGCACUGUAGCUACUUUUCGCUGCACAUAGCCAACGCGGCUGGCAAACGUUUGCAACCGUACAGCAGUAACUCGUUGAACGUGCUGCUCGGUCGUCAGCAUUGGAUGUUCGACGUGUGGAUACAGUUAGCCGGAUUUUAUCUGGGAACGUACGAGCUAAACGAACACGUACAUCCUCGUGGUGAGAUACUGUUCGCACGACAGAUUGAGAUGAAGCUGAGCAACUUUAAAGAUACGGGAAAGUUACGGCUUUCGGUGGAGCUUCCGAUAUGCCUGGAGUAUAGCCCGGAGUUGGCCCGAUUCAUUGAAUGGGUGCUGCGCUGUAUGGCACACUAUCGACCACCUGUACCAACGGCCAAUCGCACCAGUGUCGUUCCCAUUCCAACCAAAGAGAAAACGUUUCCGGCAGCGCUCGACAUGGACAUUGACGUUACGCUGGGCAUGGUGUCGUGUUUGCUGUGGAACGAACACAACUCCUGUUUGCUGGUGAACUGGAAGCAGCUUACGAUGACAAAAGCGAACGGUGAAACGAAAAUUGAAAUCCAAACCACGACCCUGCAGCUGGGCGAUUAUGGCGAAUUUACCAACGUAGAGCAAGGCAAUGAGAAGCUAGUGGUGGAAAAAAUCGUAAUAACGCACGGGGAUGAUAAUCCUUACUUUCAGGAUUUGUUCGUUAACCUGAUCAAACCCAUCGUAACGUGGAACUCGGACGUGCAUCAGCACAUCAAGCAAAUGGUGAAGGAAAUGCAGAUAUUUGCAGCGCAACUAACGCCUCUGCUGCCACCACCGGCACAGCCCGGCAAAGGCAUACACGGUAGCAUUAUCUGUCACGACGUGCGCAUUCUCAUUCCCGUCACCAGUGUUGGCCCUACGGUGGAAGUAGCGAGCGGAAAAUUCACGCUCAGAGCCGCCGGAAAGCAGUCCCUGUCGAUGUGGGACACGGUCAUAUCGGCCGGUAUUGUAACCGUAGCGACGCAUAAGUUUCUUUGCAUCGAAUCGGAGGACAGCGAAACGAGGGGCGGCUGGAUAAUGACAACUUACGAUCGAGAUCCGUUUGAAAUUAAUAAAACGUCACUGUACAAUGUGGUGUUUAACGGCUUCUUACCGAUGUAUGAGUGGCUCAGGAAAUGGUGGUAAAACCAACGACGGCCACAAAUAGGAAGCACAAAAGAAGUACAAGUCGGACAUACACGCGGACAUUUCAUCCAUCGUGGAUAAUAGCAGAAACUGUGAGAAAGGUGUGAUCGAAAUCCGUCCGGAUCGUAUGACUAUCUAGCUAAGGGUCCUACGUAACUGAUAGGACACAAUUGUUAUCCGUAUGACACCGGUAUUUACUACUGUGCUUUUAAGAUGGAUUUUACCUUCGAACACGUCGUUUUCUAUUGUAACUGUAAUUGUAACUUGUCCUCCACUCGACAAAACCGAGCACCGGAUCGCCCUAUCGCGCCUAUCCGGAUACGAUGGACUGACUUUUCAGCUACGGGUAAAUUCAACGCGGGGAAGACAGAAAUUGGAAGACAGACUUCGCGAGAAGGUAGUGCCAAAUAAGAAUAAUAAAUUUAAUUUGUAAUAGACAUAUUCCAUGUGUGUGAGAGAAAGAGAGAGAGAGAAAAAAAGAGAGAUGACCUGCAGUACGUUUUUGUCAAAAAAAGUGUUUAAUAAAGUUGCUAUAAAAUGAUGGUACAAAUUAUUAAAAAAAUAAAGUUUAUUACUGAACCGUAACUUAUUAGCAUCAUAGUGCUAAUAUUUAUGUGCGUGCAUGAAUUAUGAUGGCAAUAUUAAAAGUAAAAUAUUACGAAUAAUAAUAUAUGCUACACAAAGUCAACAGGCAGCCUUCAAAUCCUUGAAUCCUUUAACCAGCUAUUAAGCAGCUUCCAAGCACCAUAUCACAUAUUAGUGUAAAUUUAAAUGAUUUACUAUUCAAAAUAUAAGCACUUAACGUUUCCAUAUUAAGGAGUUUGCUUUUACGGCUUCCUAUACAUUUUUCGAAACAGUAACAGAAAACAGGUUUAUAUUUACAAACAAAAAAAAAAGCUAAAACUCGAGGAGAUGUAUACAAAUGAUGUUCUAGUAAGUUGGGUAGAAUAAAAAUUGCAAGUCUUAUUAUUA
This is a messenger RNA of Anopheles stephensi (Asian malaria mosquito), 3257 nucleotides long. RefSeq lists its product as uncharacterized. Lineage: Eukaryota; Metazoa; Arthropoda; Insecta; Diptera; Culicidae. The transcript is spliced from 5 exons. Bases 249 to 2285 code for a protein of 678 amino acids. The record is from RefSeq and is a predicted model, not a curated record.